Lingula anatina is the source of this 2313-nucleotide messenger RNA. RefSeq names its product something about silencing protein 10. Gene Ontology annotation, biological process: maturation of SSU-rRNA from tricistronic rRNA transcript (SSU-rRNA, 5.8S rRNA, LSU-rRNA). The record is from RefSeq and is a predicted model, not a curated record. Lineage: Eukaryota; Metazoa; Brachiopoda; Lingulata; Lingulida; Lingulidae. Gene Ontology annotation, cellular component: small-subunit processome; nucleolus.
UAUCGCGAGACCUGCUCCGCCAUAAUGAAAUUUAGGUCACAGUAGUUACACGUGCGCUGAAAAAAAUCGCUCGAAAAUUAACAGUAUGGGGAAAGCUAAGAGAGUGAAGAAAGCUGUGCCUGCGGCAAAGAGAAGGAGUUUGCCUACAGAAGACUUCGACACUGACUUGCCUGAUCCCAAGUCACAAGACUUCUUCAACGAUGAAAUUGAUGACUUCCAUGCUAGUAGAGAUAAGAUUCCAUUGGGCAGUCAUAUGAUGGAACCUGCUGGUUUCAGUUCUGAUGAAGAGGAGGUUCUUCCAGUUGAGUCAGACUAUGAUGAGGAAGAUGAAGACCAAGAAGAAGAAGGAUAUGAAGAGGCUGAAGGAGCAGACGACAGCGCUGAUUCUGCUAAGGAUGGGGAGGAUGAUUUAGAUGAAAAAGCAUGGGGAAGGAAGAAAUCUAAGUUUUAUGGAGCUGAUGUUGAAGAUGUUGAUAUUGACCUUAGUGGCUCUGAGGAAGGAGAUGCUGAACUGGAAGAGAAGGAGGCACUUGCACUACAGAAAAAAAUGGCGGAACAACUCAGUGAGGAGGACUUUGGUUUUGAACUUUUCCAGGACACAAAGAAAUCAAAACAAGUAGAAGACACAGAGCAAGAGAAAAUUCACACAGAUUUGUCCUCGCUCUCAAAGAAGAAAAAAAUGGAAUUGCUCAAAAAAGAGUCACCAGAACUUAUUGAACUGAUUGAUGACUUCAAACUGAAAUUGACAGAGGUUAAAGAGAGAAUAGAACCCAUGUUUAAGCUGGUGAGAGAUGGGAGCAUACCGCCAGGUGGUGCUGCUGAUUACAUUGAGACCAAGAUGAGACUGUAUCUAAGCUACUGUCUGAAUGUCCAGUUCUACCUCAUAUUGAAGGCAAGAAGAACCCCAGUACAAAACCAUCCUGUCAUUGGGAGACUGGUACAGUAUAGAAAUCUCAUAAAAGAUUUGCUUCCUGUGGACGAGCAGCUGCAGUUUCAGAUAGAUGACAUCUUGGAGAGAGUGAAGAAAGGAGAAGUGAUCAGACCUCAGCAGGCGGAAGGCAAGAAGAGGGUGAUGUUAGACAGGAAGAGAAAACUUCCCAAAACAAAGAAGACAGGUGUAGAGAAAAAGAAGCUGUCACAGCUUAUGGAUGAUGAGGAGGAGGAAGAAGAGGAAAGUGACAGCAAUGAAAAUAAAUCUAAAAAAAAGAAAGGGGAAGAGAGGUUUGAGACUAAGGAUGAGAAAGAGGCUCUGGAAUUCUAUCAGAUGAUGAAGGAAGGCAGACGACAAGUCGCUGAUGGUCAGGAAGAGGAAGAAAGUGACCAAGAAGGCCAAUUUGAUGAGGGGGAAGAAGAAACUGGUGCUGAAGAUUUAGCAGAUGAAGGUGGAGAAAUUGAAGAUGAAGAAGAUGGUGGGAAAAGAGGGAUAAAUUAUCAGAUUGAGAAGAACAAAGGUCUUACACCACACCGCAAGAAAGAAUUAAAAAAUCCUCGUGUGAAACAUCGUAAAAAAUACAGAAAGGCCAAGAUAAGACGCAAGGGACAGAUUCGAGAAGCACGCACAGAAAUGAAGCGUUACGGAGGGGAGAUAUCCGGCAUCAGGGCAGGCAUUAUUAGAGGAGUGAAACUCAAGGCUUGAUGCAUGAUGGAGGAAUUUAUUGAACAUUUUUGAUGCGUGAUGUGGCUGCGACAAACCAUGCGGUGACUGAAUGCAGACAGACGCUAAAAACCUGGACCCUUUAACUCGAAAGCAUGGCGCACUGCGACCGAGCGCAAGUGUCUUGAUGCCAUAACUCACCCAUACUCGCCCCAUAUAAUACAUUGUAGCCUCUAUGUGAUAUCGCUAUUUACAAUACGCGAUGUUUUCUAGUUACGGAGCCCUGCUCACUUGUACCUUUUUACUCGUUCAUAACUAUCUGGAAGAUUACAGCCAAACAGGAAUGGGACUCUGCCCCCUAGACCCCAUGCUAUAUUUUCAGACUUUUUCAAUGAAUGGCAUUUUCAUCCCAGGCAUCAACUAGCACCUGCUUGUUCAAGUUUGGACAGACAUUUCAGAAAACCUGUCCGGGCACAAUACCAUGGAGGUUUAUUAUUGUGGAAAAACUGAAGUUACAGUGUAGAAAAGAAUACGUCACUAACAGAAAUAUGUAUAUUUUUAUACAACCUGCAUGUAGCAUAGUCGAUUGGAUUCAACACAGCUUAACAGCUUAACCAGUUUCUAACAAGGCGGCCAAAAUUUCUCCAAUUAUUGGCAUUUCAUUCAUGUUUUCUUAAAUGUAAAAUUUCUUUCAGUCAUGAUAAAACAUUUUCAAUAAU